Aquila chrysaetos chrysaetos is the source of this 1857-nucleotide messenger RNA. RefSeq names its product phospholipase A1 member A (gene PLA1A). Gene Ontology annotation, biological process: lipid metabolic process. Lineage: Eukaryota; Metazoa; Chordata; Aves; Accipitriformes; Accipitridae. The transcript has 11 exons. Gene Ontology annotation, molecular function: lipase activity; carboxylic ester hydrolase activity. The record is from RefSeq and is a predicted model, not a curated record. Bases 90 to 1460 code for a protein of 456 amino acids.
UUGAUCAUUAACAGUCAAGCUGAUCGAGAAACCCACCACGGCUAUUUUUCCCUGUACAAUCCUUGUACUUGUAGUGGACUAACAGGAAGAUGGUUGAUGAUCCGAAGAGAAAGCCCCUCGUUGUUCUUGCUGUCCUCUUGCUGUUCAGCUCAGCAGAAGCAGGGAGUACAGACAGACUCUCAAGGCAUCACUGCACUGACUUCCAGACAGCAAAUUUCCUACGGGGCAGUAAACUUAAGGUCCAGUUUCUUCUGUUUACCUCCUCAAGACCCAGCUGUGGCGAGCUGAUUUUAGCUGAUGAUAGCAUCGAGAACUACAGCUUCAACAGCAGCCUGGAAACCAAGAUCAUAAUCCAUGGCUUCAGGGCUUUGGGUACCAAACCUUCCUGGAUUGAAGGGCUUGUCCAUGCCAUACUGCACACAAGCCAGGUGAACGUGAUCGCAGUAGACUGGGUUUAUGGGUCUACAGGAGCCUAUCCCUCUGCAGUGGAAAAUGUCACACAGCUGGCCCUCUCCAUCUCACAAUUCAUCAGCAGGCUCCUGGCCCUGGGAGUCUCAGGGACAUCCAUCCACAUCAUUGGGGUAAGCCUCGGUGCACAUGUCGGGGGCCUGGUGGGGCACUUCCAUGGCGGUCAGCUGGGACGGAUAACAGGCCUGGAUCCUGCAGGCCCUAAGUACACCAGAGCCAGCCCUGAGGAACGCCUGGAUCCUGGGGAUGCCCUCUUUGUGGAAGCCAUUCAUACCGAUGCUGACAAUUUUGGGAUCCGGAUUCCUGUAGGCCACAUCGAUUAUUUCGUCAAUGGAGGCAAGGAUCAGCCAGGAUGCCCCCGAUUCAUCUCUGCAGGCUAUAAGUAUCUGAUCUGUGAUCACAUGAGGGCAGUACAUCUCUAUGUCAGUGCCUUGAAACAUUCCUGUCCAAUCGUGGCGUUCCCCUGUGCGAGUCAUCAAGAUUUUUUAAAUGGUCAUUGCCUGGACUGUGUUGAUCCCUUCCUGUUCUCCUGUCCCAGAAUAGGCCUGCUGGAGCAGGCAGGUGUCAACUUGAGAAAGCUGCCCAAGGAAGUGAAAGUUUAUUUAAUGACCAGUCCCUCAGCCCCAUUCUGUGUCCAUCACAGCCUGGUUGAGUUCCACUUGCAGAAGAAAAGAAACAUAGUCACCAGCAUUGAGAUCACUUUCUGCAGCAACAGCACCAAGGACACAGCGAAGAUCACCAUACCUAGGCACCAGGAGAUGGGCAAACGCCUGCUGGCCCACAGAGUUCCCCUCUGCCAUAUAAACAGCGUGACACUGAAGUAUCUCCCCAAGAAUCAAUUCUGGAGGAAGGAUGAACCAUCCAUUGUUGGCAAGUUCUGUGUAGCCCCCCUGCCUCUCGAUAGCAACCGGACAACGUCAUGCCUGCCCUGGAACCUCACCCUCCCCGGCAACAGAGACAUCUCCUACGAGCUGCCCACUGCUUGUGCCUAGCACUGCCUUUGGAACAUGCAGGCAUACCCAAAACCGAAAAGGAGCCCUAAACCUAUUGCUGCUCUCUGCUUACAGAUGAUACUUUCGCCAUAAAAACUGGAUGGGUUAUUUACUUCCUGCAUUAGGGACAGGUUGUCAAGGAAAAGAAGCGUGCGGCAGAUCGGUGAGUACAAGUUCGACAGGUUACAGCAAGACCUCUCCGUCAAAAGACCGUAUUGGGACUUUUAUGUCAUGGGAUCUGUACCCAGCUCUGAAAGUGAGAUGCACGAGUCAUUUAAUCUCAAGGUUUGGAUCUGUAUGAAAGAAGGAGGAGAUAGUAUCACUCUUCCUACAACUGGAGUAUUGGGAUGAUUCAUUUGUGGUUUAUAUUAAAGUGUCCCGAGAUCUUCAUAUUAAA